GGACGACGCGAGUGGAGUGGCCUUUGACCUCGGUUCAGCGCGUGUGUGUGGCCACGGGAGGUGAGGUCGAGGACGAAGGCAAAAUCUUCAUCAUCCAAACCAGACCAUGCCACCCGUGCGGCGAGGCCUAUCUCUACUUCUUCUCGCCCGAACUCAGCUCUCUGCUGGAGGGGCUUCACGAGGCCGUCUCCAAGCUCAUCUCGGCCUCGGCCGCGGACGACGUCUCCCUCAUCAGCGACCUGUCGGAGCUCUCGGGCGCCCUCAGCUCCGUGGUGGUGUUGCCUCAGCGACUGCCGGACCCGCCCAAGAUGCGCAAGUCCACAUCCGUCAUAGAUCUGGCUCAGAUUCACGAGCUGCAACCUCUGUGCAACAUCCACACUCCAACCCGCCUGAGCAGCAGUCAGUGCAACCUGGCUGAGGAGCUGCGAGGAGAGCCGCCUUUGCCGGGCCGGCUGCUGGGCCACUCCCGCCGCAGGUCGAUGAGCGAGACGAACCUCGCCAAACUCUGCCUGGACGAGACUGACGAAGAGCUGGAGUCGCGUGACGACGACCUCGAAGAUGCUGACCUCCGCCAGGCAGACCUCCCUAAAGACCGCACGUCCUCCUCUGGUUCCUACAACUCCUACCGGUCCACAGACUCUGGCGUCCGGCUCUCAGCCUCCCCCUCCACGCACUGCGACGGCGGCAGGUACAUGUCCGAGAACGCCGCCCGCCGCUUCGUCACCAAGUCCGACUCGAUAGACUCAGGCGUCAGAACGAAAGACGAGAACAGGGAGGUGGCGGUGGAGGGCGACGAGGCCAAAAAGGCGGAUCCUCAGGCAGGGGAUGGAAAGCAGGAGCCCUCCAGCCGGCGAGGCAUGAGCGCCCUGGAGGAGGAGCCGGACGUGGAGACCAAGGUGGGCGCAUGGUGCCUGCAGAGCGCAAGGGCCAGGAAGUCCUUCUUCGCUAAGAAUCUAAACGUGACGUGCGCGGCACACAAAGAGAGAAAGAAAGGGAGUCUGAGCAGGACCAUGUCGGAGUCCUACAAGGAAGUGACAGACAAGCAUGAUGAGUUCAGGCGGCUCUCGGAGUUCACAACGUCCUCUAAGGCUUGCACAGUGUAUGAGGAAAUAGUAGACGUCCUGAAGCCUCUGACCCAAGCGAACCAGCAAGCAAAAGAGCACGAUUACGAGGAGCUUGACAAGUGCCGGAGGGAUAUUAAGCGGAGUUACAGUUUCCAGGAAAAGACGAAGCCUCCUCCACUGCCUCCCAGGCGGCCGAAGUCCUUCUCACCUGACCCGUGGGCGGAAGAGGCUCUGUCCAAGUCAGGUACUCUCAAGAAAAUAUUUGGUCUUUCAUUUCAAAGCAAAUCUCAUUCCACAGAAAGCAUGCUCGAUGUGAGCUCAGGAUAUGAUGAUUUGUCUACAUUAGGUAGUGAGGAUAUGGCAAUGGUGCAGGCCCUGGGCACUCUGCCUAGAGUCAAGAAGAAACCCGUUGAUAGACGAGAGCGUCAGUCAAGCCGUUCAGCAUCCCCCAAAAUGUCGCCAAAACAGAAGGCAAGAUCUCUUUUUGGUGUUUCCCCGAGUAGGUCCCCCAUGAUUCCUAGGCCCAAACAUCUUUUUCUCUUUAAGGGUUCUGGCAAAAAUGAUACACAGACCUCACCGUUGUCUAAGCCAGGAUUUAGACUUCACCGUCAGUUUUCUCUUCAGGGUCAGCGGACGCCCAGCACGGACAGCUCCCUCGCGGACGCCUCCACACCCGAGACGCCCCAGCAGCAGCAGCAACAGCAGCAGCAGCAGCAGGCGUGUCAGCACCGGCAGUACUGGCGUCCCGAGGCUUCCAGUGGUCCCCCUGGCGAGCCUCCCGACGCAAGUGAGGAGGCAGCAGGAGGACACGCUGGAAAAGACUCUUAUGCUUUCCUCAAGUCACCAAAGUUAAUGUCAAAGACCUUUAGCUUCUUAAAGAAAUUCCCUAAAGAGAAAAGUGGCUCUUUAGAGAGAAAACGUAAGUCGGGCAUUAACUUUUUACCACCCCAAGACCUCUCCACAAAGUUCCCCAACAGUUAUUCCAUGGACAGUUUCGCUGUAGACAAAGGGUCCCAGAGUUGCGGUACACCCGUCAGGGACACGGACUCGGACUGGGCGGACGCUGACGUCGUCCCCGGGAGCAGAUUGCGCUCCAUGUCGUAUUUGCCGCCUUCCUCGCCAGCCAUAAGGAUCCCCUUCCACUCCCACCACGACUCCGUGACUACCACUCCUGCGGGAACUCCCACGGGCCACUCCUUCAGUCCCCUUCGGAAACUAAGCUCGCCGCAGCCCCCCACAGAUCCCUCACUUUGGAGGGACGAAGGGGACUGCUGGAAGGAGUGCGACUCUCGUCUCCUACCUGGUGGGUUUCCACCUCCUCCUCGGGAGCCUCCGCCUCCCCCCGCCCCCCAUGAACCUCAUUAUGCCAACCUGCCCCACCAUACCCACGACCAGGACUACAUGUCCAUGGACGAAGUUCGAGGGGCCUACAGGAGGAUCUCAAGCGCAUCUGUCGGCGAGGCAAGAAGAGACAGCGGAGGCUACCUGUCCAUGGGUGAGAUCCGGUCCUUCCGGGCAGGCGAUACCCCAGACUGCCCUGGCUGCAGCCAUGCGCCAGGAAGUAUCACGCACCACGACUGCCACCCGGAGCGCGAGGCCAUGCCCGAAGACCAUGAGUACAUGACAAUGGAUGACAUCCAGACAGUACUCCACACGGAGUUCCCGGGGAUCUACUCGUCGAAAGAGGAGAAAGAGCUGUACAAACACUGUGGGUACAAGAGCGCCCCCGCCAGCCGCAAGACCUCGUACUCUGAGGGUUCCGAUUACCUCACGCCUCAGGAAGUAGGGCGCAUGAUCCGGAGGGAGGUCCUGGCGAUACGCCGAGGAGGCCGAGAGGUGCCCGUGGAGCACCCACACCACAUGCAUGCCCACGCGCACACUUACGACCCUCAUCACCACACAAUGGACCCACACCACCACCAACACGACCCCCACCACCACCACCAACACGACCCACCUCCUCACCACCACCAGCAGGAAUCCCACGUCCACCACCACGACCCCCAACACCCGCAGUAUCACCACCACUAACACCACUGACACUUGGCAAAGGAAACCAACACCAUCAGAAAACAAGCCAAGGCCACUCGACGCCACCCUGGCUCACUCUGCACAAAGACGCCUCUGGACUCUUACAAUUCUUUGGCCUUAAGAUCACCAUGCUCAUGAAUAUGCAUUGUGUGCUUCUUUUUUACAUAUAUACAUAUAUAUAUAUAAUUCCCUUGCAACUUAUCAAUGCACCGUUAUGGAUAUAUAUAUAUAUACAUCUCUAUGUAUAUAUAAUUAUAAUAAAUGUGUAUGUGCUUCGGAUGGAUGCACAUAUGAAACCCAUGGAAGAAGAGGUACGAAAAGGUACUUAAGAUGUCUGUUUGUUUUUUAAAGAUCUUCGAAAGACUUUGACUUUCCCCGUUUGAAUCUACAGCGAUGGUGCCAACAUUCCCCGUGCCAAGACUCAUAGCUGUACCCAAGCUCAAGUCAUACUAGAGAGUGUACAGUUUAGAAUUAUCUACCAUAGACAUAAUUGUCUGAGACAAGAUAGGUAUUGAAAUUCCUCGAUUAUUUAUUUCUGGUAUUCGGUUUUGAGAUCAUUUAUAGCUGAGAAUACCUGUGCUUUGUCUCCACCAAUGCUCCUUCCUCUAUCAUAGCAGGUACGAAUAUGUCAUAAUUUUUUCACAACACUUGGUAUAUUUAGAUGGAUUUCCAUUUGAGUAUAGAUUAGCUUUGUAAAUUUUAUGUGACACAACGACCGUAGGAUUUUAAUAUACAAGCUUUGAGAUGUUUAUAUAGACCUUAUCAUGUCCUCAGAUAUUUUGGAUUGGUGCAGUAUCCCCUCGACUCAAUGCUAGUUUGUUCCAUUCUGUUCGUCGUGAAGGUGCCAGGCAGAAGUGGCACUUGUGAGGAGGGUCAGUCAAGAGUGAAAGUGAAAGUGUGAAUAGGUUUCCAAGAGUUUUUCUAUUUCUCUCUCUUCUCUCUUCGAGUGUGUUUUGGAGAUGUAUCAACACAGAUUUUUCAGAUACUGUGUAUCACUGUUUGUUUCCGUUCAUAUAUAAUACCCAACGCUGCCUUCAUUGUAAUAACCGUGAAUUUCAGAAAGUUUUCUACAAAGUCUUUGGAAAUGAAAAAAAGUCAUAGUUUAUACUCGCCUUAAACUGUUAUAAUGUUAUGAUAUGAUUUAAACUUGUACGUAUUGAAGAUUGUGAAGGAUGUCGAUUAGUCAGCUUAGUCAGUCCUAAGCUGAGUAGAACUGUUGCCUCACUUCCUCAAUGAUUUAGCAUUGUUGUGUGAUAUUAUGCAGAAGAAAAUAAGGAUGAUUUUAAAGCCUUUGAACUUCUUUUCUCUCAAUGAACAAAGAUCUUAAGAGUUAUGUGUACGAAGUUCGGUUUUCAUUAAGGAAACGCAGAACUGCCUUACGAAACGGAAGUGAGAUCAGUAUUACUAGAUAUGUAAAUCAGACCCAACUGUGCCAAUCGACUCCAGUAAAACUACACUUCAAAGUGCCAGGCUGACCCACACUGCCUUUAUGCGCAAAGUGCCACUCUCGCCUGUAACCUCACCGCUAGAACGUUUUCCUCAGAUAGUGUUUUGUGUAGAGCAGACAACCAAGAGGGGUUGGUGUUGUCUGUGUAUUGCGUAUUGUUAAAGGGUGUCUUCUUUGGGUAUACCGCGAUCUGGUCCCUUGUUCAUUAUUAGUUAAGUGAAGGGAGGUGGUCUACUAGCCACUAGCAAGGUACGGGUUGCUCUGCUUGUGACGGGCGAUGCAUGGUCUAUUGCUGGCUGUUCUGCUAGCCACGUCGGACCACCAGUCAGCCAUCGUUCCGAGAUGGACCAGAUGCAGCUAGUGAUGGAAAGGGAAGGAAAGUUAUUGUUUUUUCUCCCCCAAGAGAAUCUGAUAGAUCUCUGGGACUCAAGACCCAAGUGGAGGAAGGGGAAAGAGUUGUCGGUGUCUGCACUUCAUGUACUUUUUUUAAAAUCCAAUCUUAAAUGUGUAUAUCCUGUAAGUGGCUAGGAACACUGCCAUGUGCUACUCCAGAGACAAUACUACAGAUGUACAUUUUAUUACUGACGUAUCACUGAUAGGUUGAGGUAGACUAUUUCGUUCGAACACGAGGAGGGAGUCUCGAACACCAAGACUUCUGAGACCAAGACGGCGCCAAGCCAGGACGGGCCAAAAAAUCGCACAAUACCUGAGACAAUAUGGUGUGAACUUACAUUGACUUUAGGGCAUUUUUUCCUGUUUGACCUUGUGACCUUCAAGGUGACUGCCAUUGUCAGUUUGAAAUGUUUCGAGGUGAGUUUUCGUGCGCCCCUCACUCCCGAAAAAAUAUAAAUGAUAAAUAACUCCGGAAGUCACAACCACUGCCUGGGUGUCUCUGAAGUGUCAUUGAUGUUGAUUGUGACUUGCUUCGUGUUGCUUCGGUUGUUUUGGCAUAAUUAUUGGUGUAUUUGUUGUCCUCUCUCUCUCUCUCUCUCUCUCUCUCUCUCUCUCUCUCUCUCUCUCUCUCUCUCUCUCUCUCUCUCUCUCUCUCUCUCUCUACGUCUCCUACUUCACACCUGUAACUCCAUUAUGCUUUUGUUUCAGACCCAAUUAUCAGUUUCCGCCUUUUCUCUAUCCCUAUAUCCCUCCUUUUUUUCUUUUCUUCUUCUUUUGUCCUUUCUUUCUUUUCCUCCGCAUUCUCACUACCAUGCCGUUGUAUCAAUCACAACACUAGUGUCAGUAGUCUGGUAUCCAGACUUACCACGUCAGUGCACAUUUCCCGUGACUGAAAUCGUGCUCGCGAGGACCCCAUCCUCACCAGAGCGCAGAGUCAGCUGUUCUUUGCGUCCAUAGCAUUCUGUCAUGACACCUCCACACAGCUGAUCUAGAGUUGCCAGACAGGGAUAUUCCGUUUGCAAGGUGUCUGUUGGUAAAGGAAGUUCGCUGUGUUGUUUAAUGGCCGUUAUGUGACUGAGCAAAUGCAUUUUUUUUUUUAAUGAGAGUAAAAUAUCAUGAUGAGAGUCGUGUACUAUGUAUGUGUGGAUACAUGCAUUCAUUGAAUCAGAUAUGCGUGUCCAUACAAAUGUACAGAAUACACACACACACACACACACACACACACACACACACACACACACACACACACACACACACACACACACACACACACACUCACUCACCACUCACACACACACACAAAGAAAAUUCAACACAACACAAUGCAAACACACAGGCAUAACACGCACAUGUGUAUGCACAGAUGACAACUAUACACCUGUAAAACCGCAACAAGACCCCAGCAGCUGCACAAGACCACUCCCAGUUCUCCACAAUCCCUCUGCCAUCACCACUGUGUUGUUCCAUCCUUCCUCAGGUGGUGUUGUCACUUGCCGACCGCACGGAGACACCACUGACGAGGUGAGGCAGUGCAAGUAAGGCUCGAGGGUCACGCUGUGUGUGUACAAAAUGAGUUGUUGGUUUUUUUCCACAUCCUGGUUGGACGCGGCGUUCGUUUGUCGUUUUUUCAGUGUAUGUUUCGUGUCUGUUGAUUCCCGGAGGAGCUGACUGCAAACCCUGACUGACGACUCUCUAAUAUAUAUACUUUUUUUCUUGGCAUCAUUAACUGGUGACUAUGAGACUAGCUGUAAAAAAGAAGAGAGAACUCAUGAGCAGACUUAGAAGAGGAAAACAAACAGAAACGAUAGUGAAAUUAAUUUAAAAAAGAGAGAAGGCCACGGGGGAUGACUUAUCAAGCGUUCGCACACCAGCUGUGAAUGGCCUGUGUUUACAACGUCCUGUUAUCAGCUGAUCUUGAAGGCUCAUCCUAGGUUUACGAGAUGUGUUGACGCGUGUGAUUAGCCUCGACGACCUUGACCCAAACUGACUAAGAGCUCAACAGACUCCUCUCGCCCUUUUGUAGAUCAGCUGUUAUUUUUUUGAUUAUUCACUCUCUGUUGUUCGGAAAAAAAUAAUGAUAAUAUAUAUACCAAAAAGAUAAUGUUUAUAGGUCUAUUUGAGUGUAUGUUUAAACAAAGCCCAAACCCCUGACCUGAUGUCUACUUCCUGUGUAAACGAGACAAUGGGAUCUGAUGAACCAAGAGAUGUUGAAAAGCCACACUGCAGCAGUGCAAAACCCGAAACCAUUCCAGGCCAAGGCAGUCUUCGCGGAAUCUCUCGCCCGCUCCCUUCUGCGUACCAACGGGGUGUUCCUCCUGCGCCUUCGUUCUUCGUGACGCCGUAGGCCCCCAGGUGACUCCUCCAGAAGGCACAGGAAGACCGAGAGGGUGGUCCAAGGGGCCUGCCAAGACUGCGGCGACGCUCUUGGACUCAUCUUGGGUGUCUCGUGUGUCGGGCGAGUCAUGUACCAGCGCGACUCCGGCCGGCGAAGGGAGAGUCUGCCCCAGCCACCGAGAAGGGGGGCGGGGAGGCAGAGGGCGCUCAAGGCCGAAGUACUGUGUUGCAUCCGCGUGUUUUACAUGCACUAUAAGUACUGAGUCUCUUCCCUGGACGUCUCGUUAGUUCGUCUCUCCGAGGGAACAAAGUCCAAGGAAGUGAAAAAAGGCGGAAGACACACAGGACGACGUACAAGUAAGGCAAUCUUCGUCGGCGCAAGACGUCACCGAAUUACGUCAUCGCCAAAGUCUCCGGAACGAACGAACGAACGAACUCGGACGUGAAAACACCCCCACCACCUCCCCCCACCUCCUACUCCCUCCCCCGGCGAUUCGCCAGUCCCUGAAGGCGCCGACGGGGGGCAGAGACGACUGAAAACCAUUCAUAAAUAUACAUAAUAUAUAUAUAUAUAAUGUCACACUCAUGCCGGACGCGCCAUCUGCUUCGGAAGCCUCGACGUUAACAAGACACUUCGGAUGUCGCGGACUGAAAGAUAGUAAGUGUUUCUCCCAGUGCUUUUUAGAAAUCACAUGUGUUGAUGGAUAUUGUCCGGAUGCCAAAAAGGAAAUAAAAAAAAUACUGUCCUCCGAUUUCUUAAUAAAAGAAAAAUAUUU
This is a messenger RNA of Penaeus monodon (black tiger shrimp), 8045 nucleotides long. RefSeq lists its product as uncharacterized. The record is from RefSeq and is a predicted model, not a curated record. Lineage: Eukaryota; Metazoa; Arthropoda; Malacostraca; Decapoda; Penaeidae.